AUGUAUGAAUCUAGACUUAAGAUUGGAGGUCUUCCAUAUGCACGAGAGAUAAGUAAGAUACUUGAACAAAGUCUGGUAGUUAUGAUUGGAGAAAGAGUGGUUCAAAUGAACAAGUUCAAUAAUUUGAUUGGUGAAGACAUUAUCAAGAAAGUAGGUAUUAUUUGUGAUGGUACCAAGUAUGUUUACAAGCAUGAGAAUCAACCCUCAUCAUCUUAUACAUGUCCUUCCUCAUCCAGCCUUCCUCAUCCGGGUCAAUUGCGAAGAGGAGGAUUAAUAUCGGUUUAUGUUGUCCUUUUUUGUUUGGUUCUUAGUACUAUGUCUUUUACGUUUUAUCUAGACUAA
Messenger RNA from Vicia faba (fava bean), 342 nucleotides. Lineage: Eukaryota; Viridiplantae; Streptophyta; Magnoliopsida; Fabales; Fabaceae. The record is from the annotation of a GenBank genome assembly.